AUGGAUCCUCGACUAAUCACACGGUGCGGGUGUGAAGCUCGGAUUAAGGUGCACGUUGAUGAUACCAGUGGGCAAUGGGGAUUCGAGACUGUUGGGUUCGAGAUAAAGGAUAUCUAUAAUGCAAUAGAGAAGCAAAGGCGGGCAAGCGUGACAGAUAUUGAGGCCGCGUUAAAGUUCUUGGAACCUUCAAGGACUACCGAUUGUGGAAUAUUCUGGAAGUACUCUCUGGAUGGUGAGAAAAGGCUGGAAAAUCUCUUCUGGUGCGAUGGUACUAGUCCUUAUGACUACAGUGUGUUCGAGGAUGUCUUGGGAUUUGACACAACGUACGGUCGUAACAAAUACAAGUGCCCGUUGGUAAUUUUCUCAGGGGUGGACCAUCAUAUGAGGAUGGUAGUGUUUGGUUGCACCAUCUUGAGCAACGAGAGUGAAGAAAGCUAUGUGUGGUUGUUGCGGUCAUUUUUCUUGAGGCAAUGA
Arachis duranensis is the source of this 474-nucleotide messenger RNA. RefSeq names its product protein FAR-RED ELONGATED HYPOCOTYL 3-like. Lineage: Eukaryota; Viridiplantae; Streptophyta; Magnoliopsida; Fabales; Fabaceae. The record is from RefSeq and is a predicted model, not a curated record. Gene Ontology annotation, biological process: regulation of DNA-templated transcription. The transcript has 2 exons. The coding region runs from base 1 to 474 and encodes 157 amino acids.